This is a messenger RNA of Diospyros lotus (date-plum), 2305 nucleotides long. Its product is annotated as probable purine permease 11. The coding region runs from base 262 to 1335 and encodes 357 amino acids. Gene Ontology annotation, molecular function: purine nucleoside transmembrane transporter activity. The transcript is spliced from 3 exons. The record is from RefSeq and is a predicted model, not a curated record. Gene Ontology annotation, cellular component: membrane. NCBI's taxonomy places the organism in Eukaryota, Viridiplantae, Streptophyta, Magnoliopsida, Ericales, Ebenaceae.
UAUGAUGAGAUGAGAUGAGAUGAGAUGUUCUCUUAUUACGUACAGUAUUAGUCCAACGACAAACUAAGUCAAAACAGCACACAAAUCAAUCUCCUCUCCUUUUCGGCCAGUAGUACUACUAGUUGAUGAGACUGCAAAAGCUAUUUGAGUUCUGGUUGGUUGGUGUUUAGUUUGCUGAUGCCGUUACUAUUGGGUGUAUGAAUUCUCAGACUAAAGAGAGAAGGAGGUCGUUGCCGAAAGAAAAAGCUACACAAGAGCACCAUGGAACCUCCUCAUGCAACAGUACUGCAAAUUCAAGCCCCAGGCGAAGAAGACAGUGAAUUACCCAGCAGACUUGAUCAGAUUCCAGGGUCGAAACACCACAGAUAUUGGUGGCUUCGUGUCUCUCUCUACAUCCUCUUGCUGCUUGCCGGCCAGUCAGCGGCGACCCUCCUGGGGCGAUUGUACUACGACAAGGGCGGAAACAGUAAAUGGAUGGCGACGCUUGUUCAAUCGGCCGGCUUUCCCAUCCUAAUUCCGCUCCUUUGCUUCUUCCCUCCGACGGAGCCUCCCCCGGCCGCCGCUCACGGCUGGCUCUACCUCUUCUUUGGCCUGCUCCUGACCGGGGACAACAUGAUGUACUCUUACGGCCUCCUCUACCUCCCCGUCUCCACCUACUCCCUCCUCUGCGCCUCGCAGCUCGCCUUUAACGCCGUCUUCUCCUACUAUCUCAACUCUCAGAAGUUCACCGCUCUGAUCUUCAACUCAGUGGUCGUCCUCACCGUCUCCGCCUCCCUUCUCGCCGUCCACUCCGACUCCGACCCCUCGACGAACGUCUCGGGCGGGAAGUACAUAAUCGGCUUUCUCUGCACUCUCGGCGCAUCCGCCACAUAUUCCCUGUAUCUCUCCCUCGUCCAGCUCUCCUUCGCCAAGAUAAUCAAGAAAGAAACGUUCCGAGCAGUGAUGGAGAUGCAGAUAUACCCGUCGUUCGUGGCCACCUGCUUGUGCGCGGUGGGGCUCUUCGCCGGCGGAGAGUGGAGGGGACUGAAGCGGGAGAUGGAGGAGUACGAAGAGGGGCGAGUUUCGUACGUGAUGACGCUGGUGUGGACGGCGGUGACGUGGCAGAUAUCGUCGGUGGGGCUGCUGGGGCUGAUAUUCGAGGCGUCGUCGCUGUUCUCGAACGUGAUCAGCGCCUUGGCUUUGCCGGCGGUUCCGAUUCUGGCGGCCCUGUUCUUCCACGACAAGAUGGACGGUGUGAAGGUGAUAGCCAUGAUGCUGGCCGUUUGGGGUUCCCUUUCCUACGUUUAUCAGCAUUAUCUGGAUGAAUCUAAACCAGAAAACCGUUUGAACAUGUGAGAAGAAAGAUAGAGAAAAAAACAGGAAGGUAUACUCUUUGCUUUUUGCGUCAAUGCGGUAUAAAGUAAACACUUUUACUAUUUGACUAGAAAAUUAGACUGAUAGUAUCAUUCACAAUUAAAAAGUUCAAAAGGAUGAACUUGUCAAGCUACUCUGGUCUAGCCUAUUAUUUAUGGCUGUGACCUUCCAUCAACUCUAAAAUCUAUGAAGUUGUAUGAAGUGGAAAAUAGAAGACACCAUUAUGAAAAGGAGGUAAUCUCUUCGAAAUCAAUGCAGUCUGUAACAUCAAAUGAUCAAAAUGAUGAGAUCUUUGGAGCCCUGCAAGCUUCAUCAACAAGUGAACCCAACCCCCUCAGAGCUAACUUCUCCAGGUUUGGUUUGGCAAAUGGGCGACAACAAUGGCUAAUCCUAAUGCUUCCUCUUUCCCAAUUGGUGAAGCUUGUUGACUGUUUUUGCAGUUGAAAUUAAGCAGCUUCCACCCAAGACUUAUACAAAGUUUCUCACUUAAUUUCCACUUACUCACAAGGUUCAUAAUUAGUUAGAGACCUAAACCGUCAGGCAACUGCAAAGCCCGUAAAUUAUGGCAUCUGGUGAUCCAAGAAAAACAAAACAAAAUAAGAAAAUUAACGGACAUGAUCUCCUUCUUCUUCUUCUUCUUCUUCUUGAUAUACACUAUCAAAUUUCAUAUAUUGUUAGAAGAUGGCAUCGCAUCGUUAGCUAGCUAAUCUAGAAACUUAAGCUGUCACUGACUUAAAGCUUGUUUGGAACCUAUGUGAGAACCGUACCAUUCCGAUCACUCUUGCAGAACGUUCCGUUGGAGGAUUUGGAUCACCAGGUUGCACAGUUUAUGUCACUUGAUAGGCAGCUACAUUGAAGAAUCAAGGUGAUAUUUUUUCUUAUUUAAUGGAUUAACAUACUUUAAAAUUUUAUAAUUGUUAUUUUGUUUAGCUUUUCACUUACAUUAAUAUCA